AUGUCGGACAAGCCGGAGAGCAGCAAGACUCAACUCGAGACUUUGGAAGCGGAUCGACUGGAGAAACUGUCGGCAAAGCCAUCACCCGUGCUCACAAAGCGGGCCAACAUCCAAGUGGAACUGAACCAAAAGCUGUUGGAGCUGCUCGAGGAAGGGACCGACCAGAGCCGAGAACAAGCCAAGAAACUUCUCAUCGACCGGAACGCGCUCUUAGUGGCUGGUGAUGCAAAUACUCAACUCGAAGAGGAUAUCAUCGAACCAUUGUUCCAAAAGGAUUUCUUGUCACAGUUGCCAGAGGAGACGUGGCGACGGAAAUGUUUGGAGAAAGGAUAUGUGGAAUAUGCACCAAGCUUUCGCUUUCUCGGAGGCUGGGCGACGAAUCGAGCAGAUGAGCAAGCGGGAAUCACCAUCUGUUCACAUAUGGACCUUCAAGAAGCACAUCAGAAUCGACGAGAACGCGAGGACGCAUAUGGACAAUGUUAUGAGCGAUCGUCAUGGAAGUCGUUGUACCUGCGGAAGAAGCGAAUCAUUUCCAAUUGGCGCUCCCGAGCGAUUCAAUCAAGCACUGUUCUAAGGUCUGGUCAUAUCGUUGCUGGUAAUGAUCGUGAUAAUACGUUGCGGAUCUGGAAUGUUGAUGAUGCUCAACCGGCUUUCACUCUAACUGGCCACAUGGAUGGUGUUAGGACGUCUCAAGUGAGCGAUGAUGGCAAAUACAUUGUCAGUGGCUCGACUGAUCAAACGGUUUUGUGUGUGAAAUUUGAUGGAGAACGAGUUGUAUCUAGUGGCAAUGAUUUUAAUGUAAAGGUUUGGAAUGUGCAGACUGGGGAGUGUUUGCACACGCUGACGGGUCACAACGAUUCAAUCGAAUCACUUUUAUUUGAACCGGAGCGCGAUCUUGUCGUCUCGGGAGGUCGGGAUGGAACGAUGCGCGUCUGGGAUGUGCGAAGAGGAACAUGCAUCGCGAUUCUUGUCACACAUCAAAAUUCCUGCUCUGACGUCCAGCUUCGCCGAAAUAUUUUGGUCUCCUGCUAUACCGACUCUGACGUUGGGGUUUGGGACAUUCGUGAUGGUGGUUCGCGCAUUCAUCUCCUGCAAGACCUGUGGGAUGUGGAUAAAGUUAUUUUUGUUCGUGACCUCCCGGCUUUCACCCUAACUGGCCAUAUGGGUCAUAUUUUGACAUUUCAAGUGAGCGAUGAUGGCGAAUACAUUGUCAGUGGCUCCUCUGAUCAAACCGUGCGCGUUUGGUGUGGUCAAACCGGUGUACAGCGUUAUGUUCUGCAGGGGCAUACGGGUACUGUUAAGUGCAUAAGUCUACAUGGCACAACUCUUGUUUCUGGAUCGCACGAUCAAACACUCCGGGUUUGGGACAUUGUCGACGGGAAAUGCCUUCACAUUUUGACUGGCCACUUGGCGGAGGUGCGUUUUGUGCUAUUUGAUGGAAAACGGGUUGUUUCUAGUGCUGAUGGUGAUGAUUUUACCGUAAAGGUUUGGAAUGCACACACGGAGGAGUGUUUGCACAUGUUGACGGGUCACACGGAUAUAAUCCUUUCACUUUUGUUUGAGUCAGAGCGUGAUCUUGUUGUGUCGGGUAGUCGUGACGGAACGAUUCGCGUCUGGGAUGUGCGAAGAGGAACAUGCAUCGCACAUCUUGUCUUUCAUCAAGGGUCACAGCCGAGUGGUGACUUUGAGGUUUGGGACAUUCGUGACGGUGGCUCGUGCACUCAUCGUUUACGAGAGGCAAAUGGUCGCACGUCGAACAUCACUUCAUUGCAAUUGCUUGACUCCGGACUUUUGGUGACAGGUUCGAUGGAUGGCUCGGUCAUGCUGUGGGAUGUGGAUAAAGGUAUCUUCGUUCGUGAUCUCGUUCGUCUUGCAUCGUGUGGAUAUGGCGGUUACAAUUGGCUUCUCAAAGCGACUGAAACAUUGCUCGUAGGUGCAUUUGAAGCGAGAUUGGCAAGGAGCACAAAUCUGAUGUUGAUCGAUUUUGACGCAUCGUAUCCA
This is a messenger RNA of Mesorhabditis belari, 2001 nucleotides long. The record is from the annotation of a GenBank genome assembly. NCBI's taxonomy places the organism in Eukaryota, Metazoa, Nematoda, Chromadorea, Rhabditida, Rhabditidae.